Babesia ovata is the source of this 3996-nucleotide messenger RNA. RefSeq lists its product as uncharacterized. The transcript is spliced from 2 exons. The coding region runs from base 1 to 3996 and encodes 1331 amino acids. Gene Ontology annotation, molecular function: metal ion binding. Lineage: Eukaryota; Apicomplexa; Aconoidasida; Piroplasmida; Babesiidae. The record is from RefSeq and is a predicted model, not a curated record.
AUGACUACAGCUCAUGGGUAUAUUCAACAGCAGGUUAAGGAGACUACUAGGGCCGUCAAUGAGGAGCUUCAGAAUGCGGUAAUCACAGAUCUGCAAAAACUUAGAGACGCUAUUAAAAGACGGUUGGAAGGAUCGUAUGCGCAGAAUUUCCCGGCUACACAUACGUCGCCCAUUGAAGAAUGGAUUGCCGGGAUUUUAAAAAAAGAUCCCGUUAAUAGAUUCAUUGAGAACUAUGUUUUCGGGGUCAAGGAGAUAGAAAAAAGAUUACGAGGUAAAGUCAGUACUAGCCCAAACCGGGAUGACAUUGAGGCUAAGGUUAUUGAAAUUGUUAAGACGCAGAUCAAUGCUAGGCUUACAAAUGUUCCAGCACAGAAGCCAUCUAUAAACACUGGCACCGUUGAUGGAAAGUUGAAAGAGAUUGCGACGUAUCUGAGUACGUACGCCGUCGGAGUGCGGGUUUUGAGACACUCGGAAGAUGAGAUCAUACAGGCGAUUGAGCAACAGCUCGAGAAAGUAGCAGAAUGGUCGUUGGAAAAACCAUCGGAGUCUAAAUACCAGGCUUACCUCCGAUAUGCCGUUGCGACUACCCUAUUUCUUCUUGCCGCAAUCGCCAAUCAAGCCGGCGCGCACAUUAGUAAGCUUGUUGAAGGUAGUGAGCUCGGCAAAAUAAAUGAAGCUAUAAAGGUAAUUACCAAUAUCGGUAACAGUCUAGAAACGGCACUUAUCAAUGGCGCAGACCCCGCCGCUAAGGACUUUAAAAGUAAACUUCAAUCCUUGGCUGAGAAGUAUAUUGAAGAGACGUAUGGUGGGGAAAAGGAACUCAUAAGACAUGUCAACGGUUCUACGGCGUCAUAUAGAAAAAAAGUAUUAUCCGUCACAGCUCUUUUGAAGGAUAUGCAGGAUAAUGACAAUGGCCUUAAAAAAAUUGAAAGCGUUAAUGACGGGGAGGCCGGUAAGGGAGAAAACAUCACCGGUUUCACUCUCAGCAAGUUGCAUGCCAACGUUACUGACAGCCUCAAUGAUCUUAUAAAACAGAUCGAAAGAAUUGCCGGGAAGGAUCCGACGUACAAAAAUGGCCUCAGUCAGAAGCUAGAAAAGCUUAAAGGCUUUAUCGAUAAUAGCCUUUUUGGUGAUCCUAAUAAGUCCGUCAGAGCAAUUAAAGAACGUAUUGACAAUCUGAACAAUAGCAUCGUGAUCGCAUUGAACACAUACUCCACAAACAUCUACGAUGAUGUAAUUAAGAAAUAUGCCGACGAUGCCACCGCUGACAUCAAACAGUUCAUCUCCCAAGAGGUAGACAGGACGACCACUGCAAUCAGAGAAAAAACCAAAACGGAAUAUCACUCCAAAAUCAGCAAAUUGUUCGCAGACAUGGAAUCGAAAGUAAAGGAUGAAAAUUCAAGAAUAGAGAAGAAAAUUGCGGAGGACCUACAAAGCGGAGUAAAAGGGUUACUUAAGAGAAUGAAAGAAAAUAUUGGAAUGUUGGACACUUUGAAAAACCAGCGCGAAAUAAAAUUGGCAUCCCCUGAAUUAAAGACGUAUCUAGAGGAAAUGCUAACAUAUGUUGACAAUAACAUUAAUAACUUGUUACUUAAACGAAAACCCGACGAGGCUAUGCCGCAGUGCCCUGCUCAACUUUUAGGCGUGCGAACAUCUUUGCGUGUGCUGCUCGACGGACUCCAUGGGUCCAACCAUUAUGAUCACAAUUUUGCUGAGAACCUUGAUGAAUUUGAAAAAUCACUUUGCAGCUUGUCACCCAAAACAUUCGCGAACUCAUAUGCUCCAUUGUUAUUGGACGCAGUUAGUGACGGCCUAAAAGGCCUGGCCAAGCAACUGGGCAACGCAUACGUAAGCACGUAUUCUGGCAGUUCGAUUGAGUGGGGGUCUAAGACUGCUUUGUUACAAAAUGGUGAUGCCAAUUUAACUGUAGAAGCUACGAAAUGUGCAACAGUUUGUAUGACAGUUUUUCAUACUCUAUUCAACCAAUUGCAUCAUUUGUUUUAUAACAGUCUCAGGUCUUGGAGAAAGCACAAAAUAAAUGACGAUGGAACCAAACGUGGUUUGAAAAUUUACUUGCAGGGUCAAGGGUAUGAAAUCAAGAAUUUGACCACUAAGGAUUACACAGGUUGGAAUAUUGCUGGCAACCUACGAGACGCUUUCAGUAAGCAUGGUGAAUUCGACCAAGAGCCCGAAUCCAGGCAUGCUGAUUUCUAUAGCUAUUUUGUGUCCAUUAUAAAAUCCAAAGGUGUUGUAUCAAAGCUUUUUGGUUGCUUGGAAAAAUACAAUAAAGUCGGUCACAUGUCCACGUUUUCAUCGAGGAAACAUCCAUGCAGUGUAUUUGAAAUGCUUGGUUGGAUCAGUGGCUUGCAUUAUAACCCAGUGUACGAUAAGCUUCUAGCGCACAUUGAUUCCCUGAUUAAAAGCGAAACGGAUGGUGAACUCCGAAAUGUUCUAUUUGACUUACGUGGUCUACAAAUACCAUCAAUGUCAACGCCUAUAUAUGAUUUGUUAGUUACGAUUACCGGGUACGGUGAUGCCUCCACGUACUACGGCUGUGAAUAUUUAGGCAACAACCUCGGUCUAUAUUACCCCAACAGAGGGGAGGAAUGCGUUGAUAUGCUCCUUGAUAUCUUCCGUAGAUUGUUUACCGUGCUCAAAUUUUUGCAAAAGCAGUGUCUACUCGGUCAAUCAGAUUUUGGUUGGUCUGACUGCCUUUACGGCAGGGACGUCUUCACUACCAAAUCACAAUGUAAUAGUCAUGCAAAUAGCAAACCAAAAGACCAACCAAAGUGCCAACCUAGGUGCCAGGCAAACACCAAACCAAACUGCCGACCAACGUCUCCAUUAAUGAGCUAUUUAAACGAUAGUUUACAUGGCCACUUACCUCACCAGUUAAGCAGUGUCGGUUGUAAAUCCAUUUGUUCUACAUGCCCCAAGUCCACACCCGGAAUGCCCUGUCUAACACCGUUAGGUUUCAGAGGUUUCUCAGGGUCUACCAAAACUGGAGAUAUUUUACGCAGGAAAAUUGAUGGCUUUUUCAAAAGCAUCAAUACUUCAUCCAUGUUUUGCCUUGGCCCCAAGCCACCAACCUCUCUACCUGAGCACUUCGGAUUUGCGUUAUCCUUAGUGGACGGUUGGAGAACCGUUAAGAAACAUCCACUGAAAAGCGCAAUAGAAUCGCAUAUCUCUAAGGUAUCCAUUAGUCUGUACGAUAAACCUUUCGUUCUUACCAGUGAGCUUGGUGAUGCAUAUGGUUGCAAUCAGAUCGAUCACGGGGAUAUUCACCCGGAUAAGAAAUCAGCCGACUUAGCAAGUCUAUCAAUGGCUACGACAUGUGCUGGUGGCCAGUGUGCUCCGUACCUUCUCUCGUUAUGCACAGAUUCGUAUACUUAUCUCCUCCCGAAACAUUCAAAUCUAUACUUGUCGUGCUGCCUAUACCUUCCAUGGCAACUCCUCGAGUACCUUCAGAAGCUGCUCGACGCAUUCAACGAUAUCUUCUGCCAGGACUGGGGGUGCAACACCUGCUUGCUGGGUGACAAAUGCAAAAGAGGCAAGCACGGAUCAACGGAUGAAAAGAGUAAGAAGCCGCAUUGCCAAUGCACAUCCGUGGUCAACUGCCGAGGUGUGGCGCCUACAUUAUAUCGAUACGGAUUCGCAUUCGGAAAUGCAUUCACGUUGAAUAACAAAGGCACGAGGAAGCGAUGUUGCGAUUUAUACAGUCAACUAUCUGCAGUUCUGAAAUCCAAUCGCUUCACGCAGCUGUUUGAUACUAUCGACAAAUUUAUUUUCAUCAUAAGAGCACCAUUCAUAUGGACACUGUUAGCCCUCUGGUCGCUCUCGCUCCUCUACCUGCUGCACAUCACCGUCGUCCGCCUCGACGUCCUGAGGAUCCGCUCCCACCUGAGAUCACCUUCAAGCCACCGCAUCGCCGCGCAGUCCCUCCUCGCCGCCGCAAGACUCAAGGCACUUGCCAACGUCAAGUACUUCUCACCGUAA